AAGGGACAGAGAGCAGCACCCUGCUAUAUUUCCUAAUCGUGGGGUUGGAGUGCUGGUGGUGGAGCUGAAGUGAGCUGGUCACGAUGCAGGUACUUCUCCAGUGCAGCAGGCUGGUCCUUGUUGUCACCCUCAUCCUGGUGUUGGAUUCUUCAGUUCAAGGUUUACCUGUGCAGAGAGCCAGGUACCAGUGGGUCCGCUGUAAUCCCGACAGCAAUUCUGCAAACUGCAUUGAUGAAAAGGGACCAACAUUCGAUCUAUCUCCAGGGGAAUCCAACAGAAUCCUCCCUCCAAGGACUGACCCUUCUUUGACGAGGAGAUCUGAGAACUUGAAUGAUGCCUUCCCUCUUUCUGAGGACUAUCCUGGAUCAGGCUCUGGAAGUGGCUCUGGAAGUGGCUUCCUAAGUAGAAUGGAAGAGGAAUACCAACCAGUAGAUAAUACUGAUGCUUUCUAUUACAACCUUAGGUCUCUGCCCUCAGACUACCAGGACUUGGGUCAAGAUGGACCAGAAGAGAAUUUUAUUAUAUAAAAGAGAGGAUUUCUCACCUUGAUUCCAGGCAAUGCAUUCAGUAUAUUUGGAGUGCCAUGGUUAAAUGAUUAAUUUUGGAACAAAAAGUUUUAUAGAAAGUUUAAAACAUCUGAAAAAGAAGUUUAAGUUUUAUCACCUUUUUACCUUUUUUGUCUCAUGAAUUCUUAAAGCUCCUUCAUCUAUACUGUCCUAGACAAUACCUGCAUUUUCUUUGUAUCACAUUCAACCAACAUCACAAUGAAAUUAACUCCCCAAGUCUAUAAAAUUGCUUUAAAGAAUAAAUUAUACUCUUCUUUAAAAAUUCAGUUUGAGAAACAAAUUGACAGGCAGUGUUUCUUACCUAAGUCUUUAGGAACUUGACUCUGUGAAUUACAGAUAUGCCCUUUUUAUGAAAAAACCCUGAUGAAACACACAGUGAAUUCAGAGUGAGUAUUUGACAUGUUUUAUGAUGUGAAAUGUACUGCUCUAAUAUUCCCAUUGGAUGUGUUUACAGAGCUAUUGAACAUGGCUUGUUUAAAAAUAUGAUUGCUGUUAUAAUUACAAAUGUAAGAGCCAAAUUAAAGCACAGUUGUGCUCUCAAUACCUCA
Molecule: messenger RNA, 1114 nt
Organism: Rhinolophus ferrumequinum (greater horseshoe bat)
Lineage: Eukaryota; Metazoa; Chordata; Mammalia; Chiroptera; Rhinolophidae
Gene: SRGN
Product: serglycin
Exons: 3
Coding region: 84-527 (147 amino acids)
Biological process (GO): negative regulation of bone mineralization; secretory granule organization
Cellular component (GO): secretory granule
Source: RefSeq, a predicted model, not a curated record